AUGACGACGCCCGAGGAUCUCGAGAUGAGAUCUCACCCAAAGUCGCUCAUCAACCUCCUCAGAGGCUGGCCGAACCCGUCGCUCCUGCCAGUGAACCUGCUUCAGACCGCUACGAAGAAAGUCCUUGCAGACAGAACGAUUGCCGACCCUGGGCUACUGUACGGACCUGAUACUGGCGACCCGCGUCUCAGAGAAUGCGUUGCGAAAUGGCUCACAAAAUUCUACAAGCCGGCUCAGCCGAUCUCACACGAGAGGAUCACCAUCACAGGAGGAGCGUCGCAGAACCUGGGCUGCGUGUUGCAAGUCUACUCUGACCCGGGCUACACUCGCAAUGUCUGGAUGAUUGCGCCUGCGUACAUGCUGGCAUUCCGCAUCUUUCAGGACUCUGGCUUCCAUGAAAAGCUGCGGGCUGUACCAGAAGACGAGGAAGGGGUGGACAUCCAGUACUUGCAGCGGCAGAUGAGGAAGAGCGAGGAAAGAGCAAAGUCAGAGGGUAACACCGCGCCGAAGUUCAAACCGUCGAGGCCGUACGGCAAGAUCUACCGUCACAUCAUCUAUGCAGUUCCAGCCUUCUCAAACCCGUCUUCCAGGACGAUGUCUCUUCAACGACGUGAGCAGCUCGUCCGGAUAGCGAGACAGUUCGAUGCUCUCAUCAUCACCGACGACGUGUACGACUUCUUGCAGUGGCCAGCAGGUACGACGACUGACCAGUCCUCGCUGGAGAGCGCGACUCUACCACGCAUUGUCGAUAUUGACCGGACUCUUGAGGGAGGAGCAGAGAGAGAGGGAGCGGACGGCUUUGGCAACGUCGCCAGCAAUGGCAGCUUCAGCAAGAUCGCGGGGCCAGGUCUGCGAACAGGUUGGGUCGAAGGGACAGAGAAAUUUGCCUACGGAGUCUCGCAGACGGGCACUACGGCAUCAGGCGGCGCCCCAUCUCAGUUGACCUCCACGUACGUGGCCGAGCUUCUAGAAUCUGGAGAGCUGCAGAAGUACAUCUUCGAGACGCUACAGCCUGCCUACGCCGAGCGUUUUCGCACCAUGCUCAAGGCCAUCGAGGAACACCUCCUUCCGCUUGGAGUGUCACUUCCGCAGUCAGACAGGCAGGUGGUUGGCGGCUACUUCAUGUGGCUCUCACUGCCGCCGCCGUUGCAGAGUAAGGCGGUAGCGCAACGUGCUAAGGCUGAGGAGAACCUCAUCGUUGCCCAAGGUGAGCUUUUUGAGGUUCCCGGCGACUCUGAGAGCGCUAGCUUUCCCCAUGAUCUCCGCCUGUGCUUCGCGUGGGAGAGUCUGGAGAACAUUCGAGAAGGCAUCGCGCGCCUGGCCCGUGUCGUUAGCCAGAUGCAGCGGAAGGGCGCGGGCGGGGAGACCAUGGCACCUGCGACGGAGAACGGCCACAAAUAG
Messenger RNA from Coniosporium apollinis CBS 100218, 1401 nucleotides. RefSeq lists its product as uncharacterized. The transcript has 3 exons. NCBI's taxonomy places the organism in Eukaryota, Fungi, Ascomycota, Dothideomycetes. Gene Ontology annotation, molecular function: pyridoxal phosphate binding; L-2-aminoadipate:2-oxoglutarate transaminase activity. Gene Ontology annotation, biological process: biosynthetic process. The coding region runs from base 1 to 1401 and encodes 466 amino acids. The record is from RefSeq and is a predicted model, not a curated record.